AUGCUAUGCCUCCUCCACCGCGGCGCGCGCAUCGCCGCCACCUCAUCCCCUCGUCUCUUCACCCACUCCGCCCUCGCCCUCCAAAAGCCCAUGCCCUCCCGUCCCAAACCCCCUCCCGACUCCGAGCUCGAAGAGUCCUACCUCAAAGGCAGCGGCCCCGGCGGUCAAAAAAUCAACAAAACCAACUCGGCGGUGCAGAUCAAGCACAUCCCCACCGGCAUCGUGGUCAAGUCGCAGGCCACGCGCUCCCGCUCGCAGAACCGCAAGAUUGCGCGCGAGAUCCUGGCCGAGCGGCUGGACGACCUGCGCAACGGCGCGGAGAGCCGCGCGGGCGUGGUCGGCGCGGUCCGCAAAAGGAGGGCGGACAGCGCGGCAAAGAAGAGCAGGCGCAAGUAUAGGAAGUUGGACGAGGAUAGGGCGGCGGCGGCGGAGGAGGAGGAGGAGGGCGGGGGGCAUGCAGUGCCACGGACAGAAGCAGAGACAAGGCGAGUUCCCGGGAACGGAAGUGACGGGUCGGGCCACAAGUCAGCAGAAGAGCCAGUCAACGGCAAAAGCGAAUCGUCGCAAACAAGCCAUGAUGCAUCAUCAGGCCAGUCGCCAGUUGACUCAACAAGAUAG
This is a messenger RNA of Cordyceps fumosorosea ARSEF 2679, 618 nucleotides long. Its product is annotated as peptidyl-tRNA hydrolase domain protein. The record is from RefSeq and is a predicted model, not a curated record. Bases 1 to 618 code for a protein of 205 amino acids. Gene Ontology annotation, biological process: translational termination. Gene Ontology annotation, cellular component: mitochondrion. NCBI's taxonomy places the organism in Eukaryota, Fungi, Ascomycota, Sordariomycetes, Hypocreales, Cordycipitaceae. The transcript is spliced from 2 exons. Gene Ontology annotation, molecular function: translation release factor activity.